Messenger RNA from Sclerotinia trifoliorum, 3374 nucleotides. Lineage: Eukaryota; Fungi; Ascomycota; Leotiomycetes; Helotiales; Sclerotiniaceae. The record is from the annotation of a GenBank genome assembly.
AUUGGUUAAAAGCACUUCCAACUCGAAAGUAGUCCUCAGCACCAUUUAUCACGUGCUACCAACUUGACAGUUAGUUCACUAAUGUCGAAGAAUACCAGGUUGAGGAGGUAACAAGCCAAGAUCUCGGGCUCUCUUCCCAUCGCUUGGAUAACUUACUAUCUACUUAUCAUCUUAUCUUGUAUGAAGCAGCUCAUCUCGAACACUGUGGGGUAGAAGCUCAUCUGACGCCGGUAGUUGUAAGUCUUACAUGUGAUAUAUCUUCAAGAUAUUGACGAAACAAGGAAAAGUCGAUAUUGAAGCUUUGCGAUGAUUCUUCGCACGUCUAUUCUUUCACGAGCUGACUUCAUUUCAACUGAAGCCCAAAACACGGUCGACACCAAAAGAAAGGAGUACAUUAGCAUUCUCAAAAUGGCUAGAGCCGGAUUAGUAAUACCGAAGUUCUCCCUAAACCGUUUGUUCUUGCGAUGUUACCCGACACGCCUGACUGAAUUUAAUGAACAUAUAUCUCGUGGAACAUCGACAUGACAACUUAUUAGCAGGAAGGAGUCAAACUGUCUUCAUGUUCCACACGUACUGUGUACAUAUAUACUUGUUAUCUGCUUAUCGCAAUAGCUAUCGGCGAAAUCAGAUCAUUCAUUCAAUCGGCAGAAGUCUUCUGACCGAAGCUUGACGAGUUGAAACAUUUGACAUCUACUUUUCUUGGAAUCUCUUCCAAGGCUGACUCGACUGUAUACAAUCUGUAUGAUCAUAUUAUCGAGUAACGUUACAAUAAGCUUCUUUGAUUCGUUUCAUUGAAACCUUCGAGAUUAAUCUUUUUCCCCUCAACAGCUGCGUUACACAUCCUUGUUUUCCUUCAUCCCACCAAGUGGCUCAUCGGCAAUCUUCCCCCCUGACGAUCGGUCGGGCAUUUUAUCACGCACGAAGGUUACCUUCCGUAUUUUGAUAUUCAAUAGCUUGCAUGUGCCGGGAAAAUGUAAUUCCAUGUGCCUCUGACAUGCACCAUCGCUCGUGGUUUUAAAUCUUCAAUUACUUCAGGUUCGGCGUCCGUGAUGGUGAUUGGAAUUUCUCUUGUCCCCGAGGAGGCUUAUAUCACAUUUUCAAUCCAAGGGAGGUAUGAAAAUUCAACCCGGCGGAUAUUGGAUUCCUCAUUGAGAAGUCAUUUUGGUAAUCCCUUACCUCCUUUAGCAAUGGGCUGUGCGAGUCUGGAGUGGCAGUUAGUCAUUGGAAUGUGGGAACCCCAGUCUUGGAUAUUGUCAAUAUUGUCGUUUGACCUGUUACCUUUCAAGAUGUCGACGUAAAGUUACCACCCGAUUGACAUGUUGCGGUUUAGAAACCCAAAUUAAGUGGGUAACACUUGGUCACUUUGGAUGAACCACAAAUUCGCUGCGCCGUGGACAUCUUGUUAUUGACGGUGGAAAUGAGGUGACACGAGUAUAAGAAGGUCGAUUACUCCAGCUAAAGUGAUGAAUGGUCCGAAUAAACAACUCAAGACUCUAGUCCACAUCAAUACCUUCCAUCAUUGAACUUUUUUGAAGUUUCCGAAUCUUAUUCUGUUUAUAGAAUCAUUCAAUCAUGAUUUCGCUUUCCAAGCUCGCUCCUUUCGUGAGCGUUAUCACCAGUAUUCCUUCCGUGAUAGCGGGCUUCAAUCCGGCUUCCCAGACCAACGUGGCUGUGUAUUGGGGUGAGCUAAUCUGAAACUUUCUACCAUGAAAGAAUUUCCAGUUGACACGGGAUAGGACAAAACUCGUAUGGUCAGGGCUCUGGAGCUUAUGUCCAACAGCGACUUUCAUAUUAUUGCGCAAGUAAGUUCUGAAAGCUUGAUAUUUACCAACAAAGCUAACAUGACACAGAUACGGAGAUUGAUGUACGAACACCCUCACAUAUUAAUCUCCAUGAACUAAUCUAACGAGAAUUAUAGAUCAUCCCAUUGGCUUUCUUGUAUUCUAUCAACACGCCGGUUCUCAAUUUUGCCAACCAAGGAGACUUAUGUACAGCGAUCUCAGGAUCUACACUCUUUUACUGCUCAGAACUCGAGUAAGUACAGGCUCUCCUUCAUAUUUGGAUCCCAUACAGAGUCUAAAGUUCAUUAUAGAGCCGACAUAACUACAUGCCAACGAACAUAUAACAAGACAAUUCUACUCUCGGUUGGGGGGGCCACUUACACUGAAGGUGGUUUUACGUCUACAGCAGCUGCCAUAACCGCCGCGAAUAAUAUUUGGUCAUGGUUUGGACCCUACAGGUCAGGAGUAGUCCGACCAUUUGGUACUGCUGUUGUUGAUGGCUUUGACUUUGACUUUGAAAGCACAGUAUCAAACAUGCCGGCAUUCGCGAAUCAACUUCGCUCACUGAUGGACACUGAUAAUUCCAGAACAUGGCUACUAUCUGCCGCUCCACAAUGCCCGUACCCUGACGCAGCAGACGGACCCAUGCUCAAUGGAGCAGUAUCAUUCGACAUUGUCUGGGUGCAAUUUUACAACAACUACUGCGGAGUCCAAUCCUUUGUCCCUGGCUCAUACACCCAAAAUAACUUUAACUUCGAUACAUGGGACAACUGGGCCAAGACCGUGUCCCUCAACCCCAACGUCAAAGUCAUGCUCGGCAUACCCGCUAACACUGGUGCUGGUGCUGGCUAUACUACUGGCUCAGCUCUUGCAAGCGUCAUUGCGUAUUCCAAGAGCUUCUCGAGUUUUGGUGGUGUGAUGAUGUGGGAUAUGAGUCAACUCUACGCAAAUGCUGGAUAUCUCGAUGCGAUCAAUGCAGACCUUGGGACCCCGGCGACUACGGUACCAGUUACUACUCGCACUACUACCAGCACCACUACUAGCACACCCCCAUAUACUACUACUCCUGCUACGACGACAACCCCGGGUACGACUCUCACAACUGUGACAACUACUAGUGCGACCCCCACUUCGACUGGUGGUAGCGGACUUGUUAAUGAAUGGAAUCAAUGUGGUGGUCAGGGCUGGAAUGGAGGAACCGUCUGUGUUCCUGGAACAACUUGUGUUGCCUACAGUAUUUGGUAUUCGCAAUGUAACCCUUCUUAGAUUAUUUUCUAGCGACCAGGAUCGAGAUAGUUGUGUUUGAGAAGGGCAGGGCAGGGCAAGGCGGGGCAGGGAAAUGAGAUUGUUGUAUAAUGGCCUUUAUUUUUAUAUUUCUUUUAGACCGUUACAUAUACCCAUUUAUUUCUUUUUUAUAUAUUCUAAGCUGCGGAUUUAUCCACCUGCUCGGUGGGAUUCCAGCUUAGCAGACCGCACAUAGUAUCACCAAAGGCGGUCGAAGAGGAAGUGGGGGGUGAGAAGGGGAAGAUGGAAGAGGGCGUGAGGGUUUCUUUCUUUUCUUACCUAGCCUAGAAUCUUUGAUAGCUUUUUAGU